Impatiens glandulifera is the source of this 1160-nucleotide messenger RNA. RefSeq lists its product as uncharacterized. The transcript has 3 exons. NCBI's taxonomy places the organism in Eukaryota, Viridiplantae, Streptophyta, Magnoliopsida, Ericales, Balsaminaceae. The record is from RefSeq and is a predicted model, not a curated record. The coding region runs from base 87 to 704 and encodes 205 amino acids.
AGACGAAAAUUAAUGUUCUUCAUUCUAUUUAAUCCGGAAUAAGAAACCCUAUCAGCGAGAUUUAGUUUCAUUUAACUAUUGAUUAAAUGGAUCAACUACCUGGAAGAGAACAUGAGUUUCUUGUGGAUCUUGAGAGUGAUGGGGGUUUGAGUGAUAAUGAAUUCACCAAAGUUUGCAGUGAAUAUUCUAGUUUUGAUGAAUCAGUGAAGGGUGAAAUUGGGAUUCAUCUGAAGAAGUUGGGUGAUGAGGAGGAAGAAGAGGAGGAGAAGAUGAAGAAGAAGAACAAGGAGAAACGUAAAAGCAUGAGUUCUGCUAAUUAUAAUAAACCUCCUAGACGACCACCCAGAUAUCCAAAAACAGCUUUAUCACUUGAUGCUGCUGACCAGAGGCUAAUAAAGGAGAUCUCUCGUAUUGCCAUGAUAAAACAUGCUAGGGAUGAGAGAAUGAAGGCAUUGAAGAAGAUGAAGGCUGCCAAGGCAUCAUCAUCAUCAUCAUCAACUGGAAACUUGUUUGCCAUGAUAACCACCCUCCUCUUCUGUCUUGUUCUCAUUUUUCAAGGUAUGUCAAGUAGUAAAAGACUCACAAUAAACAUCCAGAGUCCCCAUCCAUCAUGGGCAGCCGAAAACCAUAUUGUCUCAGUUAAUGAUACAAGUAACACAUCCUCAACGAUCAGUAAUGCCACUCCCUCUGGAUCUCUCGAUUGAAAUUUCUAUCAAAUCUGUAGUUCUCUGAAGCGGAGUUUGACCUUGGAGCCCCAAGAGGAUGAUAAAAGAUCUGUAGGAUGAAAGAAACGUUAUAAUGGUGGUCAAAGAUUAUGGAAUAGUUGAUAACUCAACAUGGCAGGUAAAAUAUUAGUUUGUUGAAGGUGUCUUUUAGAUGGCAAGUGAACCACCAUUGUCAGAUUAUUACCGAACUUGGAAGAAUAACUGUUAAUCAUAUAGAUGUUAGUUGUUGAGAGUGAUGAGUCUAUGUUCAUACUCGAAAUUGACAGUUAUUUUUGUUUUUGUCUAGUCACUUCAAAAUAAAACCCGACUAAAAAAUAAAAAAGAAAAGACAGUUGGUAGCCCAUUUAUUUAAUCCAUCACAUGGUUUAGAUCUGUUCUCUUAUUCUUUAAAAGAGUCCUUUCUCUUUAUUAAUAAGCAAUAAUAUAUUUUUUUAA